GUCGUUCGUCGCUUGAUUUCCGAACGACCAGCAUGCAGGCGUUGGCGCAUGAAUUGAACGGUACACGUCGAAACAACCCCCGAAAGGGCUCGACGCAAACUAAGGGGUUGCAGCUGUUUCAUGCAACGACGACUGUUUGUGCCGCCGCCGGCAUCAUCGACUCGUUUGAGAUUCGAAUUCAAAUCGGCAACCCGCAACGCGACGACGAGUCGUACAUGUGCGAACGGCUCCAAGUGGCGUCCUACUUGACUGUGUGCAACGUCAAAGUGCUCAUCUUCAAAGAGCUUGGCAUUCCCUAUGAAGAGCAAACAUUGUUCCACCGCACCGUUCUCCUCGAAGACAAUUUCGAAUUGGGGCAACUCGGAAUCCACAACGACUCGACGAUUUACGUCGUGCGCAAGAAGCGCUACCGUAGCAUUGGCGCAUCGCAAACGACCAUCACAACGAUCGUCCUCAGCACGUCGGCGGCGGACGGGUACAACCUCGUGGACAUGGCAGCCCCGUUGCCGCCCUUUCACAUGAUUGUCAAGCGCAUCGCGUUUGCCAUUUCGUACUUGCGACAACUCGAUCGCAUGCAACAGUCUCACUCGAGGCACAAGAUUUGGACGGGGGGUGCGCCACAUGAUGCGCAAAGCCCCCGCGGACACCGCCCGCAGCCACCUCCGUCCAAAAAACAAAGCGAAUUGGCCACUGCACUGGAUGCCCUUCGUGUGUCGCUGGCCGUGCCGUUCGAAAUGCGCACGCAAGCCGACAUUCGCGUCAUCAAAAAGUGGCUCGGAAGCAUCAAGUACUUUACCGACGCCCACGUACCUGAUUCGUCGCUCUUGGACGUAUCUCGACACAUAACAUGCGCUACGUAUAAGGCGGGGGAGUUUGUUUUCCGACAAGGGGACCCCGAAGAAGGGUUUUACGUGAUCAUUCAAGGCAGCCUCUCGAUCGCCGGUCAUGGCGAAGGGCUGUUUGCCACGAUGAAACGAGGCCAGUGCUUUGGGGAAGUAGGGUUGUUCAAGAAUUGCACGGGGCAGAGGUCGGCUAGUGCCAUCGUCAACUUUGACACUUCCGCAACCGAGUUGGCUUGCAUUUCUCGGGACGUUUACAUUCGCAGCAUUGGCAUGCACAAAGAAAACAUGCUCGUCGAGUAUGAACAAUUCUUGUCCGAGUGCCCACAGUUUGCCACGCUUCCCAAAGAAAGAAUGACAUUGCUGGCGUAUGCGGCGGACAGCAAGUACGUCGAUAGCGGCGACUUUUUACUGCGCAAUGGCUCCCAAAUCGACCACUUGUAUCUCCUCAUGCGGGGCGAAUUUCGAGUGACAGCGUCCACGGUGGUGUCGGUGCCGCGACCUAUCAUUGAAGAUGAUGACAACGACGACCUGGUCGACUGUGACCCCAUGAUCGAAAAACGAGCCACAGUCAUGACAUUGCGUUCACCCCCCACGCUCUUUGGCCACGAAGUCUGCUCCAAGCUCAAGAAUCCGCAAAGUCAGUACGACGUCGAAGCGACGAGUCCGUGCACAUUGCUUUCGUUUUCCAAGGCGACGUUGCAGCGAUUUGUCACCAACCACGAUACCGCCGUGCGCGAUAUUCUCAAGGACUUUGAGCUACGGAAUCAAGACAUGGCGCGCCGGCUGGAGCAGGUGGUGGCACAUGUGAUGGCCCAAGAACCGAAACCAGAUGUGGAGAUGGUCGCGUUAGACGCGUUCUUUGCACACACUCUGUCCAAGCAUGGCGACGCACGGUCCAUGUCGACGGUAUCGCAACCAUUUCCACGCCGUCUCACGUUUGUUCGACCGUCGCAGCCCCCGCCAACACACGCGCCCAUCCCCCCUUCCAGUCGGGGGGCUACCCCUCGCGGCCCCAAACCCAAGCACGAAAGUGGAUUCACCACGGCGUUUGCGGCCAUGUGCAAAAAUCAUUUCCACGAAACGCUGCCCCACGGUGACCUUCUCACGUACGAGCAACAAGUACACUACUCGUCCAAGCCCAGCUCCAGUUUGACCAGUGAAGAACAACUGACCAAGAUGAACUGUCUCAUUGACGGGCUACGCAGGAUCAAGCCUGUGGACGUCGUGUUGGUGGACGUGCUGCGCCACCCUACGGGCGACCAGUACUGCUUUAUGGCCGCCACAUAGCUGGCUUACAAUUGAAGACAAAGUAUGCAAGUAAGUGCAUUGUGUUUAGAUUGGUGGUACAUUUAACUACAGUAGGCAGCGUGCCCCGACAUGGUAGUUCGUACUAUUGUACUCGUAAGGUAUAAAAAAGCAUGUUUUUCGUUCAUUAAUCCAACUCCCCAACAGUCAACUACAGGAGGGAGGAGGCGUGUGACACAACGGCACUUUACUUGAACAUGACGAUCAACAAGUUGAUAAUGGGGCCGAAGAAGUACAUCAACAACAUGAGCAGGAGACAGCAGCAGCAGCACAUGACCCGGCGGCAGAUCUUGGGACCGAGCAGUUCGUUGAACACGUAGAAC
Messenger RNA from Aphanomyces astaci, 2470 nucleotides. RefSeq lists its product as hypothetical. Lineage: Eukaryota; Oomycota; Saprolegniomycetes; Saprolegniales; Verrucalvaceae. The transcript has 10 exons. Gene Ontology annotation, molecular function: protein binding. Bases 33 to 2129 code for a protein of 698 amino acids. The record is from RefSeq and is a predicted model, not a curated record.